AUGAUUAACUCCGUGCUUCUGGGACUGUUAAUUACAGCGUUGAGUGCAGAGAUAUAUAAUGCACAAGCAAAGAUGAAGCAAAUAAUCUGGUGUUUGGAUAGUCUACAGAAGGUGAAGACUGCUUUAAAUGUAAAUUACAUUAACAAGUCCUUAGAAAAGAAAAAAAUAUAUACACUAGCUGUUUUCACCAUUCAUACCGUUGUGGUAUUAUCUAAUGGGUUAAUCUAUGUUUUUAUGAGUGGUGUUUCUGUUUAUGUUGCUGUGAUGUGUAUUUGCAACGCCAUCCAAAUGAUGAUGAUUUAUUGCUUAGCACUGCAGUUUGCUUUAUGUGCAAUGGAAGUGUAUUCAGCUUUGUCGGUCAUAAAUGAUGCACUUGAACGACUUAUCCGACCAAUUACUGUAAAAGAACGUAGAAGAUGUUGGAGAGGUACGGUUGCCAAGAGUUGAAGCUAAAAGUAUAAGUAAUGUAGCAGCAGCGUACUCUCGCGUCUGCAGCACGGUGGCGCGCCUCUACGGCUGCCACGAGGUGGCUGUCUUUAUGGUCCUGAUCAUUUGUUUCUACUAUCUCAUUGCAAUGAGUUUUUGCACUGUUAUGGAAAUGGAAAAAAUGUUCUUGAUCCGUUUUGCUGUGUUGAACUUGGCUGCCUGGUGUGUGAUGAUGAUUUUAUGGCUGGUGUCCGUCACUGAACCAUGCCAUUUAAUCCAACUCGAGGUCGAGCACAUGGGACGGACGCUGAGUCAGUUGGUAUCAAUGUUCUCGGACGAGCGUAUCUCUGCCGAGUUGGACACUUUCAGUCGUCGCUUGCUGCUUAACAAACUAGAGUUUUCCCCGUUGGGUAUUUUUACUUUAUCACGCUCCCUUAUAGUUUCGGU
Messenger RNA from Diatraea saccharalis (sugarcane borer), 873 nucleotides. NCBI's taxonomy places the organism in Eukaryota, Metazoa, Arthropoda, Insecta, Lepidoptera, Crambidae. The record is from the annotation of a GenBank genome assembly.